Messenger RNA from Penicillium taxi, 2241 nucleotides. RefSeq names its product DNA polymerase alpha catalytic subunit. Gene Ontology annotation, biological process: mitotic DNA replication initiation; leading strand elongation; DNA replication. The coding region runs from base 1 to 2241 and encodes 746 amino acids. The record is from RefSeq and is a predicted model, not a curated record. NCBI's taxonomy places the organism in Eukaryota, Fungi, Ascomycota, Eurotiomycetes, Eurotiales, Aspergillaceae. The transcript has 2 exons. Gene Ontology annotation, molecular function: purine nucleotide binding; DNA replication origin binding; DNA-directed DNA polymerase activity. Gene Ontology annotation, cellular component: alpha DNA polymerase:primase complex.
AUGAGCCAACUUUACCUUGGAGAGGGUAACAAUCGCCAAGAUCUGGAUGUUGAAGCAGCCCUGAAGUCAUGGGCUUCAACCAAGGACGGUCUCAUGAAUUUCGUCAAUCACUGUGACACAGAUACUUACUUCAUCGCUGCUCUUGUGUUGAAGUUGCAGAUGCUGCCGUUGACUAAGGUCCUGACAAAUAUUGCCGGUAAUUCCUGGGCACGUACGCUAAGUGGUACUCGCGCAGAGCGAAACGAGUACAUUCUGCUUCACGAGUUCCACAAGAACAAAUACAUCUGCCCUGACAAGUAUUCUUCUCGUCUACAAAAGGCCGAAGAAAAGAUGCAGGAUGGCGACGACGAUGAGGGCGGUGACAAGAAAAAGAAAGACAAAUAUAAGGGUGGUCUCGUUUUCGAGCCUGAGAAAGGCCUGUAUGACCGAUUUAUUCUGGUCAUGGAUUUCAACAGUCUUUAUCCAAGUAUCAUUCAGGAGUACAACAUUUGUUUUACCACCGUCGACCGAACAUCUGCAGCAGAAAACGAGAACGAAGAGAAGGUUCCGGAGAUCCCAUCCUCCGACCAAGAACAGGGCAUUCUACCCAAGCUCAUUGCUACUCUAGUCGGUCGUCGUCGCGAGGUGAAGAAGCUUAUGAAAGACAAGCGUGCUACAGCUGAGCAGCUUGCUUUAUGGGACACGAAGCAGCUUGCCUUUAAGCUGACUGCCAACUCCAUGUACGGUUGUCUGGGAUACACACAGAGUCGAUUUUACGCUCGACCCCUGGCAAUGCUCACCACCUUCAAGGGACGUGAGAUCUUGAGGAGCACCAAGGAGUUGGCCGAGAGCAAACAGCUACGGGUCAUCUAUGGUGAUACUGAUUCCGUAAUGAUCAACACGAACAUGGACACCAUGAGCGAGGCGCUGAAGGUCGGUGAAGAGUUCAAAAGAUCUGUCAAUGAGCGAUACCGACUGCUCGAGAUCGACAUUGACAAUGUUUUCCGUCGUCUGCUGUUGCAUGCAAAGAAGAAGUACGCCGCUGUGAACAUGACUGAGGUGGAUGGCAAGUAUGUAGAGAAGCUUGAAGUAAAGGGUCUUGACAUGAAGCGACGUGAAUACUGUGCUCUUUCGAAAGAAGUCUCAUCAAAACUUUUGAACGAAAUUCUUUCUGGGGAGGAUCAAGAAGUCGUUCUCAACAAUGUCCACGAGUACCUGCGUGAACUUGCAGGGAAGAUGAAGGAGUUUACAAUUCCUGUUCAGAAAUAUGUUAUUUACACGAAACUAUCGAAAAGACCAAGUGAAUACCCGAACAAAGAGACCAUGCCCCCUGCACAGGUUGCUCUUCGGGAAAUCGCCCGGGGCAAGAACAUUCGGCCCAAUGAUGUUAUUUCCUACAUUGUCACUAGUGGAGACUCAGAGACAUCAUCCUUACCCCCAGCAAAGCGCUCGUAUACCCCACAAGAUGUGCUCAAGCCGGACUCGGGUCUGAAGCCUGAUGUCGAAUUCUAUCUUCUCAAGCAAAUAUUCCCUCCGAUCGAACGUCUGUGUGCUCCAAUCCCAGGUACUGAUGCCGUUCGUCUGGCCGAGUGCUUGGGGCUUGACGCUCGCAAAUAUCAAAUCAACACGUCAAGUUCUACCAACUCACAAAACGCCGAGAUAUUCCCGCUCGAGUCGCAGAUUCCAGAUUCCGUUCGGUUCGCGGACUCCGUUCGACUGACCCUGAAAUGCCGAUUCUGCAAGGAAUCAUCGGUGUUUGAAGGGCUGGCCGGGUCUACGCAGAUGUGUACUGCUAAUGGUAUUGUUUGCCCCAACCAAAACUGCGAGAAACCAUUCGCAGUCAUUACAAUCAUUGCACAGCUGGAAAACCAGAUUCGCGAACAAACAGCUCAAUACUACGAGGGCUGGCUUGUUUGCGAUGAUUCGGCUUGUGGUAACCGGACUCGCCAAAUUAGUGUCGCUGGCCAUCGCUGUCUAGGACCACGUGGACAUGCUGAAGGAUGCUCUGGUCGAAUGUCGUACGAGUUCAGCGAGAAGCGGAUCUACAACCAGCUGCUCUACUUCUCUGGACUCUGGGACGUGGAAAAGGCCAAGAUUGCAGCCAACAAAGAAUCUGGAGAGAAAAAAGAUAGUCUCGCAGCACUUGCUGAAUUCAACCGAAAUCGGUUUGCUACGAUUAAGACAGUGGUUGAUGGAUACCUAAAGAAGUGCGGCCGACAGUGGGUUGAGAUGGAUACUUUGUUCCGUUUCAUGAUGCAAUAA